Molecule: messenger RNA, 1671 nt
Organism: Exophiala dermatitidis NIH/UT8656
Lineage: Eukaryota; Fungi; Ascomycota; Eurotiomycetes; Chaetothyriales; Herpotrichiellaceae
Exons: 2
Coding region: 1-1671 (556 amino acids)
Source: RefSeq, a predicted model, not a curated record
AUGGACUUGGAACUGCUUAAUUGCAGCAUCUGUCCAAAGCGGCCCUCCUUCAGCGACACAUCUCACCUACUUACUCAUGUCAGUUCCAAGGGCCAUCUAUCCCAUCUGCACAAACUCCAAGUGCGAAGCCACCAAGAAAUUGCGGCCGGCGUACAGCUGGCCACAUACAAUCAAUGGUACCAGCAACAUGGUCUGGGUCAGCUGCUCUCGGAGCGUAUGAUCAUGAAAGAGGCCAAAAAGGCCGGAAGAAGAAAAAAUGCAGCCAGGAAAGGAGCAUAUGUUGCACAACAGAGCCCAAGCAACCACGCGACGUCCGAGCAACCAAUGCCACUGAAUAGACCGACCAAAGGACGCAAGCAGGGUCAGCGCAGACAGACUCGGGGAAGACACGCCAGACGUGCAAUCGAUGAUGAUAGUGACCUAGACUUCAGCCCUGUGAAGAAAUCAAGGCCUAGAGCACGUCAAAGCCGUAUCACCUCUCCUGUCAGACGUGCCCAGUCCCUUGAUGGACAGCAUUCUUCUGACGAUGCCGUCCCCGUCGAGAAUCGCCCUCAAAUCCUUGUCACGCCGGAGCACAGCAAGCUUAAAGGCACUGUAUGGCCAGGCAUGGACCUGUUCGACGCGGCUUCGGAUGACAUGAAGAGGAAGAGGAACCAGAAGAAGGACGGCUCCGUGCUGAGAAGAAUGGAACGUCUGUCCGCCUUAGUUGAGCCGAGAGAGGUGGUAUACUCACCUGGUGGGCACGUCAAGAAAGCGAGGCAUAUCGACGAUCUCGAAGAUGACAGCAGCCUUAUUGAUGGUGAAUCUCCGCUUCCGAAGAUAAAGCCAGUACGGGCACGGAAAAGACAACCUCUGGCAGAAAAAGACCCCAACGCACCCCGCCUGGUGAGACGCAAGAUAAAGGGGCUUCCAGCGAAGAAACAGGCCGACUAUCCAUUUAUGCAUGGACUGCCUCCUCUUCCUUAUCUGCCCAGCUCUUCGACAGGCGAUUCAUACGGCCUCGGCACUCGUUUUCUUGCAACCGAGGAGGAUGAGGACGGCUUCAAGUCGAAUCUCAGUGACAUGCCUUCACGGCAGCGCCCAGCCCAGUUUACAAUUUUUGAGGACAGGAGUCCGGGAUAUACCGCGGCCUCUUUUGUAGAGGACGGGCGAAAUCACACCCAAGCUACUAAUCACCUCGUCCUUGGAAGAGAUUCGCAGACCGAGCUACCCGCCGUUACAGCGCCAUGGCUUCAGCCAGAGUACCAAUCCACCUGGCAAUAUACAAACCCUUAUACGUUGUAUCGGCAUAGUCACCGGGAGCAUGAAAACAUUUAUGAUACGAUGGAUGUCAAAGAAGGCGACCCACCUCUUACUCAGUCUCACCCGGAGUUUCAAGGGACAUGCACAAAUCCUUUAGCAUGGAAAUCCCCUGACCGGGGCAUGAUGGCUCCAUUACUGCCUUCAGAGUCCCCGUUCAGCAGCUUCUUUGGAUUGUUUCCAGGUGGCAUGCCACCUGACGACCCUUUUGUGACCACCAAGAACCCUUUGGCCCCAGCCUUGGAGCAUCUUGGUGGCGAACACGAUAGGCAGUCGAUGAAAGUGCCUCAGAGACCGCAUGCGGAUGGGAUGUCUGCUGUAGCCGGAAACAUCGAGAUUCAUCCCAGAGCUCUCUCAGCACCUCUCACCUGA